This is a messenger RNA of Aspergillus mulundensis, 2004 nucleotides long. RefSeq lists its product as uncharacterized. The transcript has 2 exons. NCBI's taxonomy places the organism in Eukaryota, Fungi, Ascomycota, Eurotiomycetes, Eurotiales, Aspergillaceae. The coding region runs from base 1 to 2004 and encodes 667 amino acids. The record is from RefSeq and is a predicted model, not a curated record.
AUGCCGCGAAACCGACCACCGUACUUGCUCAUGCCCGAAGUUCCAACUUUGGUGAAAAGAGAUCCAGUGCCAAGUACAGAGUCUGGCACAGUGGAAACUUGCUCACCUGGAGACAACUCAGCCCGAUGCGAGAAGAACACCAGUACGGCGAAUAAUACAACUUUACCUGUUGUGCUAGGAGCAGUCAUCCCCAUUGUCUGUGCCAUUAUAGUCUUGAUCUUCCUACAUCGUCGGAAUGUGAAGAAGCUUCGAAACGAAGAUGCCAAUGAUAAGCACAAGUCCCUUGACUUCGGAAUGGAUUUGGCGCCGAGCGGCGGUAGAACCGGAAUGCAAGAAAAGGGACCAAACCACAUGAAGGGAAUUUCUCUUGACAUAGGACCCAGUCCGUAUAUGCUGCCACCUAGCAUACGCGGUUCGAGAGAUUCAUUGAAUUCCUUACCCCGGACGAUCUUGGCGGAUGACGAUAAGUACCGGCACGCACACCCAUACUUUCCAGCUGAUGGCCAGUCCAUUCGAUCGCAGCGAAGAGGCUAUGACGAUGCAGCAAGCGUUGCAGGCUCAACACGGAGAGCAGCUUACGGAGAUGAUAUGAAUCAAGGAUUAUUGGGAAAUGCUCAGACCAUUUCACGCUCGUCUCCACCUCUCUAUAAUCCCGAGUCUAAUGCACGUAGCCCAACUCAAGUGCAUGACCCAAGCUUUGAAUUGAAUUUGCCCAGGAGUCCCAGCCCUGUUCAUGUCCCCGGCCUGAAAUCAAUCAACGAAUCGACAGUGGACGACGGUAACAGAGAAGUCAACCCUCCUGUGGUUACGCCGUUAUCAUCAAAUUCCCCUCCAGAGCAUCAGUUCGACUUUCCACUACACGAUACGCAGGAUGCCCAUGUUGAACCGCCCCCUUCCCGUGUCGAAUCGCCUCCUAGUCAUCCCGAAACCGUCCCGACGCCCAGGAUUUCUCUUCCAUCGACAGAUGGCGGUAGCGAUUACGGGGAUGAAAGGGCAUCCAAUCCAGUUGUUCCGGCCGUGAACGUCCAGAAGACAGAACUUGGCCCCGCUCGUCAUGAAAGUCAUGAUAAAGCGCCCGUGCCCGAGAUGCCAGAGGAGCCGCCGCAAGCUUCCAACCUGAGACUUGACCCUCGCCGAGAUACUCGCCGGAUGACUAUGGGCCUACGCCCCUUGCCGCCAGAGGACCCGGCUGACAAUCCCGAGCAACGAGCUAAUCGUAUUCGAUCAUUCUACAAAGAGUAUUUCGACGAAAGCAAAGCGGGACAAAGAGAGACUUAUUACGGAGAUUAUGCUGAUCACUACGCGGAGGACGACUAUUACUAUCCAGAAGACUAUGACGCGGUACCGGCCCCCUAUGCUGAACCAGUGACUCGUCGCGCCAUGACUCCUCCCCCACGCGCACCUCCCCGAUUCCAAGGUGCAGCCCGCCAUAUGGCGUCGGGCUCCAUUGGUGGAUAUAGCGAAAGAUUCCAGCCACCCGGCCCGCGUGCAUUCUCUUCGGCCUCGAACCGAUUCCCCGGUCCUCGAGCGCCGCGUCGGCCAGCUCCCCCGCCAGCUCCCCUCAACAUUCUCCCUUCCCCUCAUCUCUUGAAGGAUGAUUCGAUCAUGACAGCUAUAGAUUUCGCCCCUGGCUCCAAUUUUAGAGACCAGAGGGAUGGCCGCCCGGAAACACCUCUCGGUGGAGUACGGCCCUACAGCCCAAUGGUUCGAGCUCACACUCCUCUCGUCUCUGUAUUCGAUGAUUUAGCGCCCAUGCCCAGCCCGCACGCAUUACGGAAAUCAGGCGCCUUUGAUAACUUGGAUUUUGCCCCUCCUCCUCGUUUCAAGACCCAAGACUCUGCAAGCGAUGCUGGUAGCAUCCGCAGUACGCGUACCGGAGUUUCAGCAGCCCAUUUGCAGAAUAUUCGCAACGGUGCGUACCGUGUCAGCCGACUGCCCCCGGAAACUGUUGGUACCAAGGAUGACUUGAUGUCGAACCUUCGUCCUACAUGGGAUGUGCGGUAG